AUGAACUUAAUAUUGAUGCUGAAUGGUUUCCCUCCUAUCAUAAUCCCUGUUGAAGCUCGGGCUGACUAUUAUGACACUCUCAGUGCAGCCAAUCGUGGCGAUCUUCGCCCAUUCAUCCGUUUUAUCGCUGGUCAAACAGAUGCUGCUUUGCAGUUAUACAUCAAUGCUGCAACUACUUGCAAUCAUCGAGAAGCGUCUAGUGCAAGCGCUGAACCGGCAACGCCGCGAAUUUCAACGCAGUUGGUGGAUGUAUAUCAUUGA
This is a messenger RNA of Gongylonema pulchrum, 261 nucleotides long. NCBI's taxonomy places the organism in Eukaryota, Metazoa, Nematoda, Chromadorea, Rhabditida, Gongylonematidae. The record is from the annotation of a GenBank genome assembly.